UAAAAGGUAAAUAAUAAAGUCGUUUGGGUGUCUUUCCUGCGUCGCUGCUGCUUGGAGGUGUUAAAUAUUUUAAUGUAGAGGGUGCUGGGUACCAGCAGGCAUGCACAGGCGCCAGUAUGGAGCUUCUGAAGCGGGCAGAAACUUCGCUGUGGCUUGGAUUCACUGAGUAACCUGAACGUUGGGGUGUAUUUGCUAACCAACCAACCACCCGACCGUCCGUGCUGUUGAGGCUGUGGAGAAUCUGGAUCCCAUGUGAGAAGAAGUUAACCCAGCUAUUCAGACAAAAGCGCCUGCUUAUCGUAAAUUAUUUUGGAUGAAGAAUUACAGAUGGCCUUAAUCUAAUGGUAUUUCACCUGGAGUCGCAUGAAAGAAACUUGCUGUGUUAAUCUGAAUGACCUCAACAAUCUGCCACUGUGUCCACCACAUGUUUUGGCAACAUGGCUCAGAGAAAUGGAUAUAUCAUUAUGGUUGCAGUGCCAGAAAUGGUUCUGGAAAAGUGCCUGCUCUGACAGAGUUUCAAAAGUACUGAAAAUUCAAAAAUUGCUGUGGAAUAGAGGACCUUAUUAGGACGAAGCUCUGAGUUUCUAGUGCCAUCACAUCCUCUUCUCUCAUCCUCUUCACUCCUCUGCCUGGGACAUCACUGUCGUUCAUCAAGCCACAUUUUCAGCAUCUCCAAUAGCACCAAGUUAACAGCUCAGCAUACAGUCUGACGCACCUGCAAGCCCUGGUGGUGUUUUAUCAGAAGUCGCUGUUUUUUCGAGAAUGGCCCGGUUUCGUUUUUUCACAAUCGUUCUGGCUGGAGUCUGCAUUCUUCUGUGUCCUACAGCUGAAGCAGCUGGACAGAACCCAGACCACGUCCUGCAGGGAACGGGUGUGAAGCAUGGCCCUGACUCGAGAAGGUCAGGGGUGGAUUCGACUGUGGAGCCAGAGGACGCUGCACGCUUCCUGAGCUGCUACUGCUCAGGCCACUGCCCGGAGGAUUCCAAGAACAACACGUGUCUGACAAAUGGACAGUGUUUUGCAAUUAUUGAAGAGGAUGAAAAUGGAGAGGUUUUUCUAAGCUCUGGCUGCAUGAAGUAUGAAGGCUCACAUUUUCAGUGCAAGGAUUCACAGUAUGCACAGACAAGACGAACCAUUGAAUGCUGUGGGUCUGACUUCUGUAAUCGGGAUCUGAAGCCAGAGCUGCCCCCUCGAAACCCAGAGACAUUCUUCGGUCCUCAUUGGUUGGCAUUUUUCAUCUCAGUCACUGUGUGCUGCUGUACCCUUGUCUGCGUCACUGUGAUCUGUUACUACAGGUAUAAGUGGCAGACAGAGAGGCAGCACUACCACAGAGACCUGGAACAGAAUGAAGACCUCAUUCCAGCUGGAGAGUCUCUCAAAGACCUAAUCAACCAGUCACAGACCUCAGGCAGUGGUUCUGGGCUCCCUCUGCUGGUCCAGCGCACCAUCGCAAAGCAGAUCCAGACAGUGCGUCUGAUAGGGAAAGGCCGGUACGGGGAGGUGUGGCUGGGACGCUGGAGAGGGGAGAAAGUGGCAGUGAAGGUGUUCUUCACUCGGGAGGAGGCCAGUUGGUUCAGAGAAACUGAAAUCUACCAAACUGUUCUUAUGAGACAUGAAAAUAUACUGGGAUUCAUAGCAGCAGACAUAAAUGGUACAGGAACCUCCACACAGCUCUACCUGAUCACAGAUUACCACGAAAAUGGCUCUCUCUACGACUACCUGAAGUUCACCACCCUGGACACACAGUCUCUGCUGAAACUGGCCUACUCUGCAGCCUGUGGCCUGUGCCACCUCCACACUGAGAUCUACGGCACACAGGGCAAACCUGCCAUCGCCCACAGAGACCUGAAGAGCAAGAAUAUUCUCAUAAAGAAAAAUGGCACAUGCUGUAUUGCAGACCUGGGAUUGGCAGUCAAAUUCAACAGUGAUACCAAUGAAGUGGACGUUCCUCUGAGCACUCGAAUGGGAACUCGCCGCUACAUGGCUCCAGAGGUUCUAGAUGAGACCCUGAAUAAGAACCACUUCCAGGCCUACAUUAUGGCUGAUAUUUACAGCUACGCUCUAGUAAUUUGGGAGAUGGCCAGACGCUGUGUCACAGGAGGAAUAGUUGAGGAGUACCAGCUGCCAUACUAUGAGAUGGUCCCUCCAGACCCUUCUUAUGAAGACAUGCUGCAGGUAGUGUGUGUCAAAGGACUGCGGCCAACUGUGUCUAACAGGUGGAACAGUGAUGAGUGCUUGAGGGCCAUGCUGAAACUAAUGUCCGAGUGCUGGGCACACAACCCUGCCUCCCGCCUCACCAUUUUAAGAGUCAAGAAGACAUUAGCCAAAAUGGUCGAAUCGCAGGACAUUAAAAUCUGAGCCGCAACCUAAUUCGGACUGUUGGCGAGAACAGUGGCCAUUGUUCGACUCGUCACUUCUUAUCAUUAACGUGUGCUCUUAUCUGUGGAGAUGAGAUGAUAUUAAUGUGAGAGACCACGUCAUAUGAUGUCCUGCAAAAUGAGGAUUGCGAGAGGUCAAAAUCAGACACUGAACACACUCUCGGUUCAGGUUUAUGCCGUCUUCGCUCCUUUCCUGCUUGACCUGUGGAAUAAGACAUGGAGCCAUUUUUUUUUUUGCUUUCUGUGAAAGCUGUACAAUUACGGGCUUUGAAAGAAGGUGAUUUGAACAGAUUUAAACUGCCGAGAUGAAUCCUCCUAAAGUCUUGGAGUGGGAGAAGAAAAGAUGUGGGAACUGACCUUUCUGCCUUAGCGAAAUUCACACCAAGCCAGUUGUUUUUGUGUGGGACGUGUAUGCAUUCGUCUCUUACUUUCUGGGAUAAACUUCAAUUCCUGCCAUAUGGAAAACUAUUCAUGAUUAUUUGCAGAGUGAAUAUACAUUGACUGUAAUAAUAAAUAUGUAAAUAAAAUUAUAAUAUUAGACUGUAUGCAAAGUAAAUAGAGCAAGAAAUUAAUAUAGUGGUCCAAAGGGCCACAGAAUGCGUUUUAGACUGUCGACAAAAUGGUUCCCAUUUACUGUGUUUAGUUGAUAAGGCAUGAUAGCAUUCAGCAGUUACAGCUCGGAGCUGUUUCACACCGGUUGCUAUAAGAGGUAUACCUAGACUAACUCUUACGAUAAUUACACAGUUAAAGUCUGUAUUUCUCAUUUUUUAAGAAAAUAUUUUAUUAUAACAUUUAAAGGAAAACCACCUUGUAAGUCCUAAUUGGAUAUUUAUUAUGUUAUUUUAUUUUUUUUUGUUCUGUUUUAUUUUUUUUCUGUUUUCUGACUGCAUAUUAAAAAGGAUUUGACAUCAUAAACACACACCCUUAAAAUGCCAGCUUUCCCAUCAGGAAAACUCAUAAUUAUUGUUUAGUGCCACAGAAAAGACCAUUUCUCCCAACAACAAAAAAAAACACAAUAGAAAAAACAAGAUAUUCUGUUUUUCUUUCUAUUCAGCUAUUUGAUAAAUCUCUGCACACAGAAUGUAUAAAGAUUUAGUGCCAGAAUAAGUAUGCUGCUUCGUCAAAUAUUGCCAACUCGUCAAUUUACUGAACAGUCAAUGGGCACUGCUAUUCAAAUUGCACAGCAAUCUGCAUUUUCUAAAGUAAAUUUAUACAUCCUCUACAAAGAACACAAUUCUCCAUAUUUUAAUGUUAUUCCAUUGAGGUAUUGUUUGUUAUUUGCAUAAUUUAGCAUACAUGUUUAGUAUGUACAAAAGUUACAGAAAAGAAAUUGUGCUCCAACGUGAACAAAUGUCAGAUACAUGACAUCCAUUUUGUGUAGAGAAUUAAUUCACUUUUUUACACCUAGAAAGUAAAACAAACAUGAGCCCAUAUCUGUAUUAGAGAACAUGUGUCCUGAAGUUCUUCAUAUCAGCCCAUUUCUGUACUAAUUAAAGUAAUUUGUGGCCUAAAGCAGCACAUACAAAAGAGCAGCAAGAGGUUUUCCCAUUCAAACAUGAUAAAAGCCCUGUUUAUAACUUUUAUUUAUCUAAAUUAGCCCUGUAAAAUGGGUGACCCUCAGCACAAGGCUGACCUCUAGUGGGGGCUGAGUUAAUACAGUACAUAUGCAUGACCCUUUAUUUUUUCUUUAAUUAAUGUGUCUGUUGUUUGUUUUACUUUAUUUUGCUUAUUUUCUGGGAAAUUCUGCACCCUUGGAGCCUUCACAAUUGAAAUGUAGCAUCUGUGAAAUGAUGUACAUCUAUAUAAAUGUGCUUUGCCAUAGCCUUACCCAGCCCUCUCCUGUGUUCUAUAAUGCAUAGGUACUAAAAGAGAACACACUAUAGUAUGUAAUUAUCACACAUUUUUAUAUAGCUCCUGGUUAAAUGGGUGCCUUAUGAGUUUGCCAAGAGAAUAUGAAUACUAUGUGCUUAAUGUUUGUCUGUUGUAUUCAGUAAAUACUCCAUUUUACUACA
Molecule: messenger RNA, 4390 nt
Organism: Astyanax mexicanus (Mexican tetra)
Lineage: Eukaryota; Metazoa; Chordata; Actinopteri; Characiformes; Acestrorhamphidae
Gene: bmpr1aa
Product: bone morphogenetic protein receptor, type IAa
Exons: 14
Coding region: 763-2358 (531 amino acids)
Biological process (GO): cellular response to growth factor stimulus; protein phosphorylation; dorsal/ventral pattern formation
Cellular component (GO): plasma membrane; signaling receptor complex
Molecular function (GO): SMAD binding; transforming growth factor beta receptor activity, type I; ATP binding
Source: RefSeq, a predicted model, not a curated record